AUCGUUCCAAACGUCAUGACGCGUCGAGCAUUUGUUGCUACAUAUUUUCAUCGAUUGCAUGCGAGUGGUAUUUUUACUUUUUAUUUAAUUUAUUUUGAUUUUUUCACCUCCUUUUUACGUCAUUCGCUGUCUGUCAGCCAAGUCAGUUACACAUUUUUUGUUUUAAUUUUAUUUAAUUAUUUUGUGUGAUUUUGCUGCUCAUUCAGCUUGGAUGAGCCGAAACUGGAGCUGAGUAUGGUUAGACGCAGCUUUCAUGCAAAGAGCACUUUUUUACAAAUCUGUUAAGAAUUACAAAACGAGCUGAAAUGUUCGACUUUUAAUCUUAACAGAAAAAUGAAAAAAGCGGUUAGAGAGAGAAAGAAAGAGAGUUCUGGGCCAGAGCUUCCUCAAAAGUCUUACUACAUUCUAAUUAAGCAAGCACAUAGCAACAAAUACACCUACGAAGCUCAUGCUAACUAUCUCGAAUGUUAUGUUUGCGAGGAUUGCGAGGAGAGUGAAGGUAAGCCGGUGUCAUGUGCACUACUCGGGGAGCUGCAAUUAAUAGAUCCCACACCACAUACCGCAAAUGGUACAAUUCUUAUAACAACAACAGAAAAGGCAAGCGACACAUCAAUAAAACCACCUACCUCUAGCCAGGUCAGUGCUGGAGCUUUCACUUCUCAAGGCUCGUUAACUAACAAUCUAACGACAAUCCCUACUGCUUUUGAUACGACGACAAUCUCGGAGACCUUAAAGACAACAGCUGCUACUCAAAAUGAAAAUAUUACUACGCCUACGGAUAGUAUACCGCAGAACCAGACUUCCAGUAGACCACAAAUUAUUGUGGAUUCCAUGGAAUCCUAUGAAGAUAUGGAGUAUGAUUUUGGAAAUCCAACUUACGUCAACUCAUCACAAUUACAACACAAUACCAAGAAUACGAAAGAUAUUAUAGGUCUAACUGACUUCACUAACAAUAUCUCGCUGACUGAAGGGUAUGAAGGCAACAGACCAACCAAUGAAAGCUCCAUCGAUUCCGCGCUUGUCUCUAAUUUAACAAACUCGACUUUUCUUUCAACCAAUGGAACAAAUGUUUUGGGACUCUCAGGAAUUACAAAUGAAUCGUUGAUAUUUGAUUCUUUACCGGGUAGACCAAAUAAUACAAAUCUAACUGAGUUUAAUACAACAAGAUUUGAAUACACAACCUUGGUAUCACAAGCAGAGAAUAUUUUGGAUACAGAUGAUUCAAUUUUCGAAGAACAUUCAGAAGAAUACUCAUCGGAAUCUGAAGAAUAUUUUCCAUGGCUCAUACGUUCCAACGCACUUUUUGAGAAUAGUCGGAAGGACAAGGCUAUGCGGAGUGCUAAAGGCUUCACUAACACUAAGUACGGCAAGUUGAACUAUGACAAGGGAAUGAAGCAAUUGAAUAUAACCUACAAGUGUUACACUGUGCAGGUUAAAGGCCAAAACAAAGUGCAAGUAAAUAAAGGUUGUAUCGCUGUGCCACCAAAAAGAACUGCCUGUGAAUUAUUAUCCUUGAAAUAUGACAAAGAAACACUAAAAGGUUGUCAAGUAUGUUUGGAGGACAAAUGUAAUCGCAACAACAGCAAUGGUUUAAAAUUUUCUUUCAAAUCUUUACUGUCAGUAAUAUUAGUCGCUUGGUUGCUUUACUGAGUCUUACAUUAAUUAUAAUAUACUGUAUAUUUUUUGUAUUCACUGUUAAAAAUUAAAUUCUUAUCAGAUUAUUUGUUUA
Messenger RNA from Ceratitis capitata (Mediterranean fruit fly), 1729 nucleotides. RefSeq lists its product as uncharacterized. Lineage: Eukaryota; Metazoa; Arthropoda; Insecta; Diptera; Tephritidae. The coding region runs from base 334 to 1650 and encodes 438 amino acids. The transcript has 5 exons. The record is from RefSeq and is a predicted model, not a curated record.